CAUCAUAGUUCUGCUAGUGGGUGGGGGACUAUGGCUCUUAGAUUUUUCUGCACUUCAAAUAUCUCAACACAACAUCAUCGUUCUGCUAAAACUCUUGUUUCCUCUUCUCUCUCUCUAACUAACUCAUGUAUGUGGAAUUCCACUCCUGCAAGAAACAGUAAGAACAAGUGUGCUACUGCUGAGAACGUUAAGAGUCUCGUGCUUCCUUCCAUUUCAUCUACUCCACUUGAGUCUCUCCACAGAGGCAACUGGGUCAAGCUCAUUUGUGGUGCAAGCUUUGAGGAUGUUGUUGAUAUCAGAAAUCUCAGUCUGGUUUACACUCUUGCUGGAGUUGACUGCAUUGACUGUGCUGCUGAUGCAUCGGUUGUUAGUGCUGUGAAUGAAGGAAUUGAAGCUGCAAGAAAUAUGGUAUCUCUUAGAAGGCCGUGGGUGAUGAUAAGUGUCAAUGAUGAUAAAGAUCUUCAUUUUCGAAAGGCUGAAUUUGAUCCAGAGGACUGUCCAGCAGACUGUUCAAGGCCUUGUGAAAAUGUAUGCCCUGCUAAUGCAAUAUCAUUCCAAGGGAAAUCUACUUCAGGAAUUUCGUAUAAUACUGAAACACCAAGACUACUAAAGGAUGGAGUCAUAACGGAACGCUGCUAUGGCUGUGGUCGUUGUCUUCCAGUUUGCCCCUACGAUAAAAUAAGAGAGGUAACAUAUGUAAGAGAUGCUUUUACAACUGCUGAUCUCAUCAAGAGAAAUGAUGUUGAUGCUAUGGAGAUACAUACAAGUGGGAGACAAAGUAAUUUGUUCAAAGAACUCUGGAGCGCUCUAGGAGAUUCAGUACGAAAUUUGAGGCUUAUAGCAGUUAGCUUACCUAAUGUUGGUGAUUCAACAAUAUCCUCUAUGAACAAAAUGUUCUCUAUUAUGAAACCCAACCUUCAAAGCUUCAACUUAUGGCAGUUAGAUGGUCGUCCAAUGAGUGGAGACAUUGGGAGAGGAGCAACUAAGGAAUCAAUUGCCUUUGCUGUUCAAUUGGCUAAAGCAAAAGGAAGACCUCCUGGUUUUCUUCAACUGGCUGGGGGAACUAAUGCUCACACAAUUGAUGGGUUGAAGAAAGAAGGACUCUUUCAAACAACUAUUACUGAAUACUUACAUGAUGACAUGUCAACAAUCAACUCAUCUGAUUCAUCACAUGCUUUAAUUAGCGGCAUAGCUUAUGGUGGUUACGCACGAAAGAUUGUUGGUAGAGUAUUGAGAUCCAUGCAAUCCCAACAUGGUGGAGCUGCUUCAAUUGAGGAUCAUCCCGAGCAUCUCUUGAUGGCUCUUAAGGAAGCACUUGCUUUGGUGGGGCCAAUUAAAUGUCUAUGAUUGAUGACAACUUCAUAAUCACCCUUGAUAGCAGCUGUAUCUGAAAGUGUAGUGUAUACCCAGGAAGAAUAGAAACUUGUGUUUAAAAUAAUAAUAAUGGAUGACGAUAGGAUUGAUAUUAUUGAGAUCCUAUAUUGAUUAGAGAUAUGUACAAUAUAAUUCUUACAAAGUUUAGAAAGUGUUCACCUUUUAAUUUAGCCAUAAGUUUAAAUGUGUACAUGUUAGCUUUUCCUAAAUUUGUUAUCAGAUCAUUCUUGUUUGUCUA
Messenger RNA from Cajanus cajan (pigeon pea), 1612 nucleotides. RefSeq lists its product as uncharacterized. The record is from RefSeq and is a predicted model, not a curated record. Lineage: Eukaryota; Viridiplantae; Streptophyta; Magnoliopsida; Fabales; Fabaceae.